AUGCUUGUGCUUCCUCUACUUGUGCUUCCUCUUCUUGUGCUUCCUCUGCUUGUGCUUCCUCUUCUUGCGCUUCCUCUGCUUGCGCUUCCUCUGCUGUUGCUUCGUCUGCUUGUGCUUCCGCUUCUUGCGCUUCCUCUGCUUGCGAUUCCUCUGCUUGCGCUUCCUUUGCUUGUGCUUCCUCUGCUUGCGCUCCUCUGCUUGUGCUUCCUCUGCUUGUGCUUCCUCUGCUUGCGCAAGCUCUGCUAUUGCUUCCUCUGCUUGCGCUUCCUCUGCGUGUGCUUCCUCUGCUUGCGCUUCCUCUGCUUGCGCUCCUCUGCUUGUGCUUCCUCUGCUUGUGCUUCCUCUGCUUGUGCUUCCUCUUCUUGCGCUUCCUCUGCUUGUGCUUCCUCUGCUUGCGCUUCCUUUGCUUGUUCUUCCUCUGCUUAUGCUUCCUCUGCUUGCGCUUCCUCUUCUUGUGCUUCCUCUGCUUGCGUUUCCUCUGCUUGCGCUCCUCUGCUUGUGCUUCCUCUGCUUGUGCUUCCUCUGCUUGUGCUUCCUCUUCUUGCGCUUCCUCUGCUUGUGCUUCCUCUGCUUGCGCUUCCUCUGCUUGUGCUUCCUCUGCUUGUGCUUCCUCUGCUUGUUCUUCCUCUGCUUGCGCUUCCUCUGCUUGCGCUUCCUGUGGUUGUGACUCCUCAGCUUGCGCUUCCUCUGCGUGCACUUCCUCUGCUUGUGCUUCCUCUGCUUGCGCUUCCUGUGCUUGCGCUUCCUCUGCUUGCGCUCCUCUACUUGUGCUUCCUCUGCUUGUGCUUCCUCUGCUUGCACUUCCUCUGCUUGUGCUUCCUCUGCUUUCGCUUCCUCUACUUGUGCUUCCUCUGCUUGCGCUUCCUCUGCUUGUGCUUCCUCUGCUUGUGCUUCCUCUGCUUGCGCUUCUUUGCUUCUGCUUCCUAUGCUUGUGCUUCUUCUACUUGCGAUUCCUCUGCUUGUGCUUCCUCUGCUUGCGCUUCCUCUGCUGUUGCUUCCUCUGCUUGUGCUUCCUCUUCUUGCGCUUCCUCUUGUACUUCCUCUGCUUGUGCUUCCCCUGCUUGCGCUUCCUCUGCUUGUGCUUCCUCUCCUUGCGCUUCCUCUGCUUGUGCUUCCUCUGCUUGCGCUUCCUCUGCUUUCGCUCCUCUGCUUGUGCUUCAUCUGCUUGUGCUUCCUCUGCUUGCGCUUCCUCUGCUUUCGCUCCUCUGCUUGUGCUUCCUCUACUUGCGCUUCCUCUGCUUGCGCUUCCUCUGCUUGCGCUUCCUCUUCUUGCGCUUCCUCUGCUUCCGCUUCCUCUGCUUGUGCUUCCUCUGCUUACUCUUCCUUUGCUUACGCUUUCUCUGCCUGCGCUCCUCUGCUUGUGCUUCCUGUGCUUGUGCUUCCUCUGCUUGCGCUUCCUCUGCUUGCGCUUCCUCUCCUUGCGCGUCCUCUGCUUGCGCUUCCUUUGCUUGCGCUUCCUCUGCUUGCGCUUCCUCUGCUUGUGCUUCCUGUGCUUGUGCUUCCUCUGCUUGCGCUUCCUCUGCUUGCGCUUCCUCUGCUUGUGCUUCCUCUGCUUGCGCUUUCUCUGCUUGUGCUUCCUGUGCUUGCGCCUCCUCUGCUUGUGCUUCCUCUUCUUGCACUUCCUCUGCUUGCACUUCCUCUGCAUGCGCUUCCUCUGCUUGUGCUUCCUCUGCUUAUGCUUCCUCUGCUUGUGCUUCCUCUGCUUGCACUUCCUCUACUUGUGCUUCCUGUGCUUGCGCUUCCUCUGCUUGCGCUUCCUCUGCUUGCGCUUCCUCUGCUUGCGCUUCCUCUGCUUGCGCUUCCUCUGCUUGCGCCUCCUCUGCUUGGGCUCAUCUAAAUGGGCUUCCUGUGCUUGUGCUUCCUCUACUUGCGCUUCCUGUGCUUGUGCUUCUUCUGCUUGCGCUUCCUCUGCUUGUGCUUCGUCUGCUUCCGCUUCCUCUGCUUGUGCUUCCUCUGCUUGCGCUUCCUCUGCUUUCGCUACCUCUGCUUGUGCUUCCUAUGCUUUUGCUUCCUCUGCUUGUGCUUCCUAUGCUUGUGCUUCCUAUGCUUGUGCUUCCUCUACUUGUGCUUCCUCUACUUGUGCUUCCUCUGCUUGUGCUUCCUCUUCUUGCGCUUCCUCUGCUUGCGCUCCUCUGCUUGCGCUUCCUUUGCUUUGGCUUCCUCUGCUUGUGCUUCCUCUGCUUGUGCUUCCUCUGCUCGUGCUUCCUCUGCUUGUGCUUCCUCUGCUUGCGCUCCUCUGCUUGCGCUUCCUUUGCUUGGGCUUCCUCUGCUUGUGCUGCCUCUACUUGUGCUUCCUCCGCUUGUGCUUCCUCUGCUUGUGCUUCCUCUGCUUGCGCUUCCUCUUCUUGCGCUUCCUAUGCUUGCGCUUCCUGUGCUUGCGCUCCUCUGCUUGUGCUUCCUCUGCUUGUGCUUCCUCUGCUAGCGCUUCCUCUGCUUGUGCUUCCUCUGCUUGCGCUUCCUCUACUUGUGCUUCCUCUACUUGCGCUUCCUCUGCUUGCGCUUCCUCUACUUGCGCUUCCUCUGCUUGCGCUUCCUAUGCUUGUGCUUCCUCUACUUGCGCUUCCUCUGCUUGUGCUUCCUCUACUUGCGCUUCCUCUGCUUGCGCUUCGUUUGCUUGCGCUUCCUGUGCUUGCGCUUCCUCUGCUUGCGCUUCCUCUACUUGCGCUCCUCUGCUUGUGCUUCCUCUGCUUGUGCCUCCUCUACUUGUGCUUGCUCUGCUUGCGCUUCCUCUGCUUGUGCUUCCUCUGCUUGCACUUCCUCUGCUUGUGCUUCCUCUGCUUGUGCUUCCUCGAAAUGGGCUUCUUCUUCAUGUGCUUCCUCUGCUUGCGCUUCUUCUGCUUGUGCUUCCAUAGCUUGUGCUUCCUCUGCUUGUGCUUCCUCUGCUUGCGCUUCCUCUACUUGCGCUUCUUCUGCUUGUGCUUCAUCUACUUGCGCUUCCUCUGCUUGUGCUUCCUCUUUUUGCAUUUCCAAUGCUUGCACUUCCUCUGCUUGCGCUCCUCUGCUUGUGCUUCCUCUGCUUAUGCUUCCUCUGCUUGCGCUUCCUCUGCUUUUGCUUCCUCCGCUUGCUCUUCCUCUUCUUGUGCUUCCUUUGCUUGCGCUUCCUCUGCUUGCGCUCCUCUGCUUGUGCUUCCUCUGCUUGUGCUUCCUCUACUUGUGCUUCCUCUUCUUGCGCUUCCUCUGCUUGUGCUUCCUCUGCUUGCGCUUCCUCUUCUUGUGCUUCCUCUGCUUACGCUUCCUCUGCUUGCGCUUCCUCUGCUCGCGCUUCCUCUGCUUGUGCUUACUCUGCUUGUGCUUCCUCUGCUUGUGCUUCCUCAACUUGCGCUUCCUCUGCUUGCGCUUCCUCUGGUUGUGACUCCUCAGCUUCCGCUUCCUCUGCUUGCGCUUCCUCUUCUUGUGCUUCCUCUUCUUGCGCUUCCUCUGCUUGCGCUUCCUCUGCUUGCGCUCCUCUACUUGUGCUUCCUCUGCUUGUGCUUCCUCUCCUUGCGCAUCCUCUGCUUGUGCUUCCUCUGCUUCCGCUUCCUCUACUUGUGCUUCCUCUGCUUGCGCUUCCUCUGCUUGUGCUUCCUCUGCUUGUGCUUCCUCUGCUUGCGCUUCUUUGCUUGUGUUUCCUAUGCUUGUGCUUCCUCUACUUGCGCUUCCUCUGCUUGUGCUUCCUCUGCUUGCGCUUCCUCUGCUGUUGCUUCCUCUGCUUGCGCUUCCUCUGCUUGCGCUUCCUCUGCUUGCGCUUCCUCUGCUUGUGCUUCCUCUGCUUGCGCUCCUCUGCUUGUGCUUCCUUUGCUUGUGCUUCCUCUGCUUGCGCAUCGUCUGCUUGUGCUUCCUCUGCUUGCGCUUCCUCUGCGUGUGCUUCCUCUGCUUGCGCUUCCUCUGCUUGCAUUUCCUUUGCUUGCGCUUCCUCUGCUUGUGCUUCCUCUGCUUGCGCUUCUUUGCUUGUGUUUCCUAUGCUUGUGCUUCCUCUACUUGCGCUUCCUCUGCUUGUGCUUCCUCUGCUUGCGCUUCCUCUGCUGUUGCUUCCUCUUCUUGUGCUUCCUCUGCUUGCGCUUCCUCUGCUUGCGCUUCCUCUGCUUGUGCUUCCUCUGCUUGCGUUCCUCUGCUUGUGCUUCCUUUGCUUGUGCUUCCUCUGCUUGCGCAUCGUCUGCUUGUGCUUCCUCUGCUUGCGCUUCCUCUGUGUGUAUUUCCUCUGCUUGCGCUUCCUCUGCUUGCAUUUCCUUUGCUUGCGCUUCCUCUGCUUGUGCUUCCUCUGCUUGCGCUUCCUCUGCUUGCGCUUCCUCUACUUGUGCUUCCACUCCUUGCGCUUCCUCUGCUUGCGCUUCCUCUGAAGGUGCUUCCUUUGCUUGCGCUUCCUCUUCUUGUGCUACCUCUGCUUGUGCUUCCUCUUCUUGCGCUUCCUUUGCUUGCACUUCCUCUGCUUCUGCUUCCUCUUUUUGCGCUUCCUCUGCUUGUGCUUCCUCUGCUUGCGCUUCCUCUUCUUGUGCUUCCUCUGCUUACGCUUCCUUUGCUUGCGCUUCCUCUGCUCGCGCUUCCUCUGCUUGUGCUUACUCUGCUUGUGCUUCCUCUGCUUGUGCUUCCUCAACUUGCGCUUCCUCUGCUUGCGCUUCCUCUGGUUGUGACUCCUCAGCUUCCGCUUCCUCUGCUUGCGCUUCCUCUUCUUGUGCUUCCUCUUCUUGCGCUUCCUCUGCUUGCGCUUCCUCUGCUUGCGCUCCUCUACUUGUGCUUCCUCUGCUUGUGCUUCCUCUCCUUGCGCAUCCUCUGCUUGUGCUUCCUCUGCUUCCGCUUCCUCUACUUGUGCUUCCUCUGCUUGCGCUUCCUCUGCUUGUGCUUCCUCUGCUUGUGCUUCCUCUGCUUGCGCUUCUUUGCUUGUGUUUCCUAUGCUUGUGCUUCCUCUACUUGCGCUUCCUCUGCUUGUGCUUCCUCUGCUUGCGCUUCCUCUGCUGUUGCUUCCUCUGCUUGCGCUUCCUCUGCUUGCGCUUCCUCUGCUUGCGCUUCCUCUGCUUGUGCUUCCUCUGCUUGCGCUCCUCUGCUUGUGCUUCCUUUGCUUGUGCUUCCUCUGCUUGCGCAUCGUCUGCUUGUGCUUCCUCUGCUUGCGCUUCCUCUGCGUGUGCUUCCUCUGCUUGCGCUUCCUCAGCUUGCAUUUCCUUUGCUUGCGCUUCCUCUGCUUGUGCUUCCUUUGCUUGCGCUUCUUUGCUUGUGUUUCCUAUGCUUGUGCUUCCUCUACUUGCGCUUCCUCUGCUUGUGCUUCCUCUGCUUGCGCUUCCUCUGCUGUUGCUUCCUCUUCUUGUGCUUCCUCUGCUUGCGCUUCCUCUGCUUGCGCUUCCUCUGCUUGUGCUUCCUCUGCUUGCGCUCCUCUGCUUGUGCUUCCUUUGCUUGUGCUUCCUCUGCUUGCGCAUCGUCUGCUUGUGCUUCCUCUGCUUGCGCUUCCUCUGCGUGUGCUUCCUCUGCUUGCGCUUCCUCUGCUUGCAUUUCCUUUGCCUGCGCUUCCUCUGCUUGCGCUUCCUUUGCUUGUUCUUCCUCUACUUGUGCUUCCUCUGCUUGUGCUUCCUCUGCUUGUGCUUCCUCUGCAUGUGCUUCCUCUACUUGUGCUUCCUCUGCUUGUGCUUCCUCUGCUUGCGCUUCCUCUACUUGUGCUUCCUCUGCUUUUGCUUCCUUCGCUUGUGCUUCCUCUGCUUGCGCUUCCUCUGCUUGCGCUCCUCUCCUUGUGCUUCCUCUGCUUGUGCUUCCUCUGCUUACGCUUCCUCUGCUUGCGCUUCCUCUACUUGUGCUUCCUUGCUUGUGCUUCCUCUGCUUGCGCUUCCUCUGCUUGUGCUUCUUCUGCUUGUGCUUCCUCUACUUGCGCUUCCUCUGCUUGUGCUUCCUCUACUUCCGUUUCCUCUGCUUGCACUUCCUCUGCUUGCGCUCCUCUUCUUGUUCUUCCUCUGCUUGUGCUUCCUCUGCUUGCGCUUCCUCUGGUUGUGCUUCCUCCGCUUGCGCUUCCUCUUCUUGUGCUUCCUCUGCUUGCGCUUCCUCUGCUUGCGCUCCUCUGCUUGUGCUUCCUCUGCUUGUGCUCCCUCUUUUUACGCUUCCUCUGCUUGUGCUUCCUUUGCUUGCGCUUCCUCUGCUUGUGCUUCCUCUGCUUACGCUUCCUCUGCUUGCACUUCCUCUGCUCGCGCUUCCUCCGCUUGUGCUUCCUCUGCUUGUGCUUCCUCUUCUUGUGCUUCCUCUGCUUGUGCUUCCUCUGCUUGUGCUUCCUCUUCUUGUGCUUCCUCUGCUUGCGCUUCCUCUUCUUGCGCUUCCUAUGCUUGCGCUUCCUGUGCUUGCGCUCCUCUGCUUGUGCUUCCUCUGCUUGUGCUUCCUCUGCUAGCGCUUCCUCUGCUGGUGCUUCCUCUGCUUGCGCUUCCUCUACUUGUGCUUCCUCUACUUGCGCUUCCUCUGCUUGCGCUUCCUCUGCUUGCGCUUCCUCUACUUGCGCUUCCUCUGCUUGCGCUUCCUAUGCUUGUGCUUCCUCUACUUGCGCUUCCUCUGCUUGUGCUUCCUCUACUUGCGCUUCCUCUGCUUGCGCUUCCUUUGCUUGCGCUUCCUCUGCUUGCGCUUCCUCUGCUUGCGCUUCCUCUGCUUGCGCUCCUCUGCUUGUGCUUCCUCUGCUUGUGCCUCGUCUGCUUGUGCUUCCUCUGCUUGCGCUUCCUCUGCUUGUGCUUCCUCUGCUUGCGCUUCCUCUGCUUGUGCUUCCUCGAAGUGGGCUUCCUCUUCAUGUGCUUCCUCUGCUUGCGCUUCUUCUGCUUGUGCUUCCAUAGCUUGUGCUUCCUCUUCUUGCGCUUCCUCUGCUUGCGCUUCCUCUGCCUGCGCUUCUUCUGCUUGUGCUUCAUCUACUUGCGCUUCCUCUGCUUGUGCUUCCUCUUUUUGCGUUUCCUCUGCUUGCACUUCCUUUGCUUGCGCUCCUCUUCUUGUGCUUCCUCUGCUCAUGCUUCCUCUGCUUGCGCUUCCUCUGCUUGUGCUUCCUCCGCUUGCGCUUCCUCUUCUUGUGCUUCCUUUGCUUGCGCUUCCUCUGCUUGCGCUCCUCUGCUUGUGCUUCCUCUGCUUGUGCUUCCUCUGCUUGUGCUUCCUCUUCUUGCGCUUCCUCUGCUUGUGCUUCCUCUGCUUGCGCUUCCUCUGCUUGUGCUUCCUUUGCUCACGCUUCCUCUGCUUGCGCUUCCUCUGCUUGCGCUUCCUCUGCUUGUGCUUCCUCAGCUUGUGCUUCCUCUGCUUGUGCUUCCUCAACUUGCGCUUCCUCUGCUUGCGGUUCCUCUGGUUGUGACUCCUCAGCUUCCGCUUCCUCUGCUUGCGCUUCCUCUGCUUGUGCUUCCUCUUCUUGCGCUUCCUCAGCUUGCGCUUCCUCUGCUUGCGCUCCUCUGCUUGUGCUUCCUCUGCUUGUGCUUCCUAUGCUUGCGCAUCCUCUGCUUGUGCUUCCUCUGCUUCCGCUUCCUCUACUUGUGCUUACGCUGCUUGCGCUUCCUCUGCUUGUGCUUCCUUUGCUUGUGCUUCCUCUGCUUGCGCUUCCUCUGCUGUUGCUUCGUCUGCUUGUGCUUCCGCUUCUUGCGCUUCCUCUGCUUGCGAUUCCUCUUCUUGCGCUUCCUCUGCUUGUGCUUCCUCUGCUUGCGCUCCUCUGCUUGUGCUUCCUCUGCUUGUGCUUCCUCUGCUUGCGCAUCCUCUGCUAUUGCUUCCUCUGCUUGCGCUUCCUCUGCGUGUGCUUCCUCUGCUUGCGCUUCCUCUGCUUGCGCUCCUCUGCUUGUGCUUCCUCUGCUUGUGCUUCCUCUGCUUGUGCUCCCUCUUCUUGCGCUUCCUCUGCUUGUGCUUCCUCUGCUUGCGCUUCCUUUGCUUGUUCUUCCUCUGCUUAUGCUUCCUCUGCUUGCGCUUCCUCUUCUUGUGCUUCCUCUGCUUGCGUUUCCUCUGCUUGCGCUCCUCUGCUUGUGCUUCCUCUGCUUGUGCUUCCUCUGCUUGUGCUUCCUCUUCUUGCGCUUCCUCUGCUUGUGCUUCCUCUGCUUGCGCUUCCUCUGCUUGUGCUUCCUCUGCUUGUGCUUCCUCUGCUUGUUCUUCCUCUGCUUGCGCUUCCUCUGCUUGCGCUUCCUGUGGUUGUGA
This is a messenger RNA of Closterium sp. NIES-65, 8085 nucleotides long. Lineage: Eukaryota; Viridiplantae; Streptophyta; Zygnematophyceae; Desmidiales; Closteriaceae. The record is from the annotation of a GenBank genome assembly.